Molecule: messenger RNA, 5828 nt
Organism: Paramormyrops kingsleyae
Lineage: Eukaryota; Metazoa; Chordata; Actinopteri; Osteoglossiformes; Mormyridae
Source: RefSeq, a predicted model, not a curated record
UUAUUUCUUUUUUUAAAUACACAAUCUUUAUAUACGGUUGAAAUUCGUUGUUAACGUUUAACAUUUAAUGCAAGAGGUUUUCGCGAGAACUGUUGCGGAAAUUAAACGUUGUAGCUACGAAGCCUUACACGGCUUUUCGUUAGCCUGGCUAGCUAGCCAGUAAGAUGAAAUAGCGAUAUUCGGCUACCUACGAUAGCUAGCUACAUGUGUUUAUUAGCUGGUGACUUAGCUAGACUCGGCGUAAUUGCAUCGGCUACAUUUCGCGAGCCUCGAUAGUUUAUAAACUUUAUGGUUCGUGUUACUAGCUACGUGUCUAGGAGAACCGCGAUCGACGCCCGGUACCCUUGAAAGGUCCGUCGAAAAAUACUAAGAAAGCGGGAAGUAUGUGAAUUUAAGCGCAUGACCGUAGCAUGCAGAACGACGGCGACGAUAUUCAUGGAGGGAAAAAAAAGUUGAGAGACUGCUGCUGGCCAACGUUACAAGUCAGCAGCGCCGCUGCACACACGUUUAGACAAAGUACUCAUCGUUUCGCACAAACACCGCUGUAUACGUGUGUGUGUGUGUAAGGUGUUAAAAAAAUGCUUCGUUUCGUACUGUCUGUAUGCCUUUCCUGUGGUUACGUCGGGGGAACUACCCUGGAUUUCCAGGCAAAAAUUUUAAAAGACACAUGUUCAGUUGGAUGGUGCUGUUAGCCGUUUUCACGCUGAAAAUCUUGCCCGCCACUGAUGUAUAAACUUCGGAGUCGGGCGCUGUUUUUUUUCUCAUAGUUACGGUAAGAAUGCGCGCUUCCCGCUACAGACGCUCCCCAGACGCCGGGGAGACGCCGCCGAGGUGGGAGUGUCCGCCCCUGCCGACGGUCCUCUCACUUUCGGCCCGAACUCCCCCGGAGUGCCGCCCUGACCUUGAGCGCUUCUUUACCGGCCUUUUAAGGCAUGAGCCAUGUGUGAACGGGACAGAAAACGUGUCUUAGUCGCCUUUUAAACUUAUUUAAUAACUCAAUUAAAAUGUAAUCCAGCAUUUCAGAUUGAUUUGGAAGGGUAUUUUCUGCGUGUUUUACAUCCCAAAGACCAUGUGCUCUCGGAAUGUUACUCAUGAAGAGAAAGUAAUGUAAAUACUGAAGCCUAUGGAAUUAUUUUAGUCAUUAGCGAACAUGCAGCAGUACCGUAUUUCCAAAAGUCAAAAUGAACAACCUACUUUUAAAACGUUUUAAAUUGUUUUUCAGUAAUUGGUUGGCAUCUAAUUUCGUUGCACAUGAAAGGUGACAAUAAAGAUAUUAAUUCAAUCAAUCAAUUAUUUCUUUAUCUUUGGAAUUGACUUAUUUUCCUGUUUGGCUUCCAGACAUUCUGACACCAAAUUAGCUUUGAGAAGACUUUAUUGUCGAUUAUGUGAAUGAUAUUGAUAUCAUUAUUAAUACACCAUCAAUAUUUGUGUUUUAUUCAUGUUUGUCUGGACUUUGCCACCAUAGUACACUUAGUAUUGGUAUCUUUCUGUUCAAGUCAAAAUAAGUGCGGGUGUUUUAUGCAGAUGACGAUGCUUAAUACUAAUGGUAGAUCCACAUCCUUGACAUUGAAAAGUUUUAGUAAAAGCCUGACAGACAUCCGGACAUUAAGUGAGACUUAAAGUUAUUUGGAUUAGCUCGUUACAGCUGUAUAUUUAUUAAUUUCAGACUAAGUGCUUUGCUGAAGCUGCACAGUAGACUUCCCCCUGGUGUCUGAAAGCUGCACUUCACUGUCGUCUGUUUCCAGAUUUUGAUGCCCGGUGGGCUCUGAAUGUGGUUGGGCACAGAGGUGUGCGGAAGCCAUGGCGGAAGAUGGUGUGCGGUCAGUGGCCUCCAGGAGAGAGAGCUUUGGAGCAGACGAGGGCGACUCGGCACCCAGUAUGCUGCUCCAGAAGCUGAAGAGCAACAUCUCCAAAUCAAUACAGUGCAAAGUGGACUCGAUCCUGCAGGAUGUACAGCGCUUCUCUGAUAACGACAAGCUCUACCUGUACCUGCAGCUGCCGUCCGGCCCUGGAGCUGCGGAGAAAAGCAGCAGCAGCAGCGAUUCCAGCUCCUUCAAUGUGGCUGACCAGCUGCACACUUGCAACUGGAUCCGCAGCCACCUGGAGGAGCACGCCGACACCUGUCUGCCCAAGCAGGACGUCUACGAGGCCUACAAGAGAUACUGUGACAACCUACAUUACCGGCCACUCAGUGCAGCCAACUUCGGCAAGAUCAUCCGUGACAUCUUCCCCAAUAUCAAGGCCCGGCGACUUGGUGGGAGGGGCCAGUCAAAAUACUGCUACAGCGGGAUCCGGCGGAAGACCGUGCUCAGCAUGCCCCUGCUGCCCAGCCUGGACCUCAAGAACGAUCCGUCGGAGCUAACGGAGUUGGUGCAGACCUACAAGCAGGAGGUGACGGAGGCGGCGUGCGAGCUCAUCUGCAACUGGGCCGAGAAGAUCCUGAAGCGUUCCUUCGACACGGUGGUGGAGAUCGCCCGCUUCCUGGUGCAGGAGCACAUCGUCAACCCGCGCUGUAGCCAGGCCGAACUCGUCACCUCUGCCACCUUGGCAGGCGGCCCUGCAAAGCCUCACAAGGUGAUGAAGAAGACUCCAGCCCUCCCUAAAGGGGGCAGUGCAGAUGGAGAGGGGAGUGGCUCUGAAAACAAGGACAGAGACGGAGGGGAGCAAGCUUCGCCUAGCAAGGCCACGUCGGCCGAGAAGCAGGGCAAAGGGGCAGAUUCUGGGAAGACUGGGGGUCGCGACCUGCAGGUGGAGGCGGCGAUGAAGCGUUUCCCCUUGCUAUUGCCACGGCGCCCAGACAAGGCCCUGCUGCCGGUGCGCUCCUUACCUCCGGCGCCCAAAGACAUGAAGGUCACGCUACCCAUUACGAUGCCCACCACGCUGCCCGUCAUGAUCCUACCCUCGGGCAUGAGCCUGUCCUACCACGAGAGGGAGAGACCUCCCCCAGCCGUCACCGUCCCGGCUACACCGGCACCUGGGGCCGUCCAGCGGUCCCGGGCUGCCCCCAAGCGGACUGCUGAGCCGGUGUCCGCUGAUGGGGCUGCGGGGGGCGCAGGGACCCCUCCCAAAAGGAAACGGGGCCGGCCCAGAAAGCCCCGGCCAGAGGAGACGGCGCAGCCGGCCCCGACCACGCCGACGCCUGUGGCUGCCGUGCCUGUGAGCGGGGGAGUUAUCCAAAAGGCACUCCCUGCCUCAGCAGUACCUUCCCAGCAGCCUCGGCCGGAGGUGAUGGAGCUGGUGAUCCAGGAAGAUUCCGCCCCCGCGACGGUGCUGGACCUCGGCACGGAGGAUGCCGGAGGUGCCUCCCAUCGCCUGCUAACGCUGCAGCACAAUGCCACCGGCGCAACCUCGCAGGCCAUGCCCUACCCUGUCCUGCUUCUGCCAGGAGCCAGCCACCCACUCAAGACCGUAGUGAGCCCCGGCUGGGAGGGGGGCAGGGCUGCGGUGGAGGUCAUCCGGAGGGCCCCGGUAGCAAGGGAGAACCGGUCACAGGCCGAGGCUCCAGCUGCAGCCCUGGACACCCUGCUGGAGAAUAAGGAGGUCGAGAUCACCCUCACCCCCGUGGAUUCCCUCUCCGAACCCCUGCUCACCUCUGAGGCCGAAUCGGACUGUCCCCAGCCCGGUGCCAGCGGGCAAGCGAACAUACCCUAACCCUACCCAGCCCCCCCAACCUCUACCUACUACCCUUCCCCCAAAGAUGCCAGUGGAGAUUAAGCAAAGGACACUGAGAGCUUCCAGGAACCAGUAAUACGGAUCCCCUCCACUGUCCCCUUUGAAACAGUCGUGAUAUUUUGUUGAUCGGUCGGAAAAAUCUGUGAUUGGCGUCGAUGGCAGUCGAUGAGAUUGGCGAAGCCAAACCACUAAUGACCUGUGAUUGGUGGCAGCUGACGACACCCCCUUCGGGCGCACCCUGUCCCUCGGUAACGAAGUGGGCAGUUAAGGCCUGCGUUGUUAUAAAUAGUGCAUGUUUUUUUCUAAGUAAAUGCAAUUCUGUGUCCCUGUAAGCCUAUCACUUAAUUUAUGCUGUCAUGAUGUAACAAGGGGCUAUAUAUCUAUACGGGUUUAGACUUCACAUACGUUUGAGUGCCACAUUUAUCUACAGUAUGACACUGUACUGGUAUUUUUAUUUUUUAGGUUUUUUUUUCAUGUUUUUAACUGACUGAAAAGUUUGUCUUGCCAUUUUUUUCAGUGUCUGACUUUUAAAAGGGAUUGUUUGACGAUUUGUUGUUUUCAUGGUAUAAGUUUGUGUGAUUUCUGUUACUAGCACCCUGUGCUUUUUUGCCUGCCCCGGCAAACUUACCCGGAACCCACCUGAUCGUCACAAACCUUCAUCAAGAGGAUCAGCAGAUUUGCUUUAUCCUAAGACAACAUCGUGACUUGAGGUUCCUCGCCAAGCGCUUUGAAAAACGCGACAGAAUCUUAUCUAAUGAUUUUGAAAAUGCAGUUUGACCACUUCCAAUGAGCACUGAUGGAUGUUGAGCAGCCCCUUUGUUGUCAUGGUAUCUACAGCAUUCUCGGCACACCUGGAACCACCUGUACCUUUCUCGUUGACCUGACUGACAGCACUUCCCUCUUUGUUCCAGUUGUUACAUAUCGGAAAAACCCACUGUGGGCAAACGGCUUCCACCUAAGAUAAUUUGCCAGUUAGGAUGUAUGCUUUCAUGGCUCUCAGAAUCAAUGAGCAAAGAUCUGAAACCUUCACAGAAAAAGGUGAACAACAGUCAGUGAAGAGCCUGUUGGACUGUGCUUGACGAUCACUCCCGAUGGCACAAAAACCUUGCUGUAAAGAUUUAAGCAUUUUGAAUUGGCACUUUUAACUGUAGUUAAUGCUUAGCACUUUAAUUUUUUCCUUUCCUAAGAAGUCUCUUCCCAAUGAAAGGUGCUUUACUGUGGUGUAGUCCUGCACGGUUCGGGUCUGUUACCCGUGGAGCAAAAACAAAACCAAAUUCCUUUUGUAAUAAUUUUGCAGUAAGAGGUAACUUUCUGUGAUGAACUGCAGCUGCAGGAGAUGCAAGGAAAACAAAAAAUCCAGGUGCAAAAGGCCUGUAAUAGUGGAAACGCUGGAAUCUGACUAGUAUGUCAGCUGCCAGUCUUAUUUACAGUGUUCCACCAUACAGGUCCUCACAUCCAAGACUAGUUCAGUUAGCCACGUGAAGAUAGAGAACUUGUAUAGUUUAAUUUGACUAAUUCAUUCAGCAAACGAAUGAAUGGACGUAUAAAAGAAGUUAAUAUCACAUCGUACUUGUAUGUCAUGCAGAAAUACAGUUCUGACUUUGACAUAUUUAAGCCAAUAUAUUUUUUUAAUCGACCUGUACAUGCUUUUGUUGAGUGAUUUGAUACGUGUGAGUUUGAGCCAUAUUUUAAAGUGUAUUUAAUGUCUGAUCCAGGCAGGAAGUGGGAGAUCCAGUCUGGCUAAAUGUCACCUUAAUAAGGGCUCGUUUUCUUGGCUUUCAGCGGUUCCUCCAACCCCUCUAGUCCUUCUGCUUGUCUCUUGCACUUUAUUGUUCAUUUCAGCCAUUGAAAUAAUUGUGUUUUUCAUUUCUAGUGGUGUGCACAUGAUUUUAAAAAUGAUGGUUUGAUAAAACAAUAUGGCACCUUAUAUGUUGGUGGUAUUAAAUGUAACUGGCUGCAGCUUGUAUUCAGUUGUUGAGUAUCUCUUGUUUUAGAUUUACAUUACAGAAAUGUUGACCCAGUUGAAAACUAAACAGUAACGCCAACUGUUAAUAUAUUUUCAUAACCCAACUAUAAUAAUUGUUGUGUACAUAAAUUAGUGUGAAAUGCACAGUUUUUGUACAACUUUUUUGCCUCAAGUAAAUGCUGGCAAGUCA